ACGACGCAGCUGUCCACCACGAUGUGUCAAACGGUCCGCCGACAUGACUCUGCCACGCACGUCAGCAGUGCCAUUUCGCCAGGUUUGCAGGUUUGUUGGUCCGUGAUCGUGUUGAAGGAGAACCCUAUCCGUACGCAUGCGCGCUCAUACACAGUAUACAUAGUACUCUUGAGAUCAGUCGAUGGGCGUGUGUGGCGAGAAUUCUUCCAUGACAGUGCUCGUGACGGGGGGCUCGGGCCUCGUGGGCCGUGCUGUCCAAGAAUGCAUUGCAUCGGCGCCACCGACGGACGAGACGUGGGUCUUUACGCACUCGAACGAGGCCGACCUCACUGAUCUGGAAGCGACGCGGGCGCUCUUUGCCCGUCACAAGCCGACGCAUGUGCUGCACUUGGCCGCCAUGGUCGGCGGUCUCUACCGCAAUCUAGCGCAGCCGGUCGACUUUUUCAUGGCGAACGCGCGCAUGAACGAGAACGUGCUCCAAGUCGCCCACGAAUACGACGUCGUCAAGGUCGUCUCGUGCCUUUCGACGUGCAUCUUUCCCGACGCGACGCCGUACCCAAUCGACGAGACGAUGCUGCACAACGGGCCGCCCCACGCCUCCAAUCUCGGGUACGCCAUGGCCAAGCGCAACAUCGAUACCCUCAAUCAGUGCUACGCGCGGCAGUUUGGGCGCUGUUUUACGUCUGUCAUCCCGACCAACGUCUACGGCCCACACGACAACUUUCACCUUGACGACAGCCACGUCAUUCCCGGUCUUCUUCACAAGUGCUACCUGGCCAAGAAAGAGCAAACGCCAUUUGUUGUGAGCGGUACGGGCGCGCCGCUGCGGCAGUUCAUCUACAGCGCCGACUUGGCCACGCUCCUCGUCUGGGUAGUCCGCCACUACACCGAGACUUCGCCGCUGAUUCUAGCGGGCGACCCUAACGAUGAAGUUUCGAUCCAACGCGUUGCGGAAGGCAUCGCGGCCGCUUUGCAAUUCACCGGAGACCUCGUGUUCGACACGACCAAGGGCGACGGGCAGUACAGAAAGACCGCGAGCAACGCCAAGCUCCGAUCGCUGAGCCCCGAGCUCGGAGCCUAUCGGUUCACAACCCUCGAGGCUGGCUUGCAAACGACGGCCGCGUGGUUCCUUGACAACCUUACGACGUGUCGGCGGUAACGCGCGGGAGAUGAUGGCGAGAUGGAAAGAAGAUCUAUCGAAUGCAGCUACACUUUCGCGCAACCAGUAUUGUGGGAAAGGCCACCUUGUCCAUUUUCCGAGCUCGCUCAAAGCUGUAGCGGUCUCAUCAAUGCGAUUUCAUUCACCACACUAUUGGAUACAGUCGCUUACCCAGG
Molecule: messenger RNA, 1335 nt
Organism: Saprolegnia diclina VS20
Lineage: Eukaryota; Oomycota; Saprolegniomycetes; Saprolegniales; Saprolegniaceae
Product: GDP-L-fucose synthase
Exons: 3
Coding region: 182-1159 (325 amino acids)
Biological process (GO): nucleotide-sugar biosynthetic process
Molecular function (GO): GDP-L-fucose synthase activity
Source: RefSeq, a predicted model, not a curated record